Molecule: messenger RNA, 1977 nt
Organism: Myodes glareolus (Bank vole)
Lineage: Eukaryota; Metazoa; Chordata; Mammalia; Rodentia; Cricetidae
Gene: Acad8
Product: acyl-CoA dehydrogenase family member 8
Biological process (GO): lipid metabolic process
Cellular component (GO): mitochondrion
Molecular function (GO): acyl-CoA dehydrogenase activity; flavin adenine dinucleotide binding
Source: RefSeq, a predicted model, not a curated record
GCAAGUUCUGACCUGGGCAAGCUGGUCCAGGGACUCAGACUGGGAACAGCUGUGACGAUGUUACGGUGUGGCUCCCGGCGCCUUGGCUGUCUGCGCGCUGCAUUCCGGUCCCUGACUCAGACCGACCACCGGAGUGUCACCCUCUGCAUCGAUCCUUCCGUGGGACUAAAUGAAGAACAGAAAGGAUUUCAGAAAGUGGCCUUUGACUUUGCUGCUCGGGAAAUGGCUCCCAAUAUGGCGGAGUGGGAUCAGAAGGAGCUGUUCCCUGUGGAUAUGAUGCGGAAGGCAGCACAGCUGGGUUUUGCGGGGGUCUACGUCCAAACAGACGUGGGUGGGUCUGGACUGUCCCGCCUCGAUGCUUCUGUCAUCUUUGAAGCAUUGGCCACAGGCUGCACCAGCACCACUGCCUAUAUGAGCAUCCACAACAUGUGUGCCUGGAUGAUUGAUAGCUUUGGAAAUGAGGAACAGAGGCACAAAUUUUGCCCACCGCUCUGUACCAUGGAGAAGUUUGCUUCCUACUGCCUCACUGAACCAGGAAGUGGGAGUGAUGCUGCAUCUAUUCUAACCUCAGCCAAACGACAAGGAGAUCAUUACAUCCUCAACGGUUCCAAGGCCUUUAUCAGUGGGGGUGGUGAGUCAGACAUCUAUGUGGUCAUGUGCCGGACUGGAGGAUCAGGCCCCAAAGGCAUCUCCUGCAUAGUCGUUGAGAAGGGAACCCCUGGCCUUAGCUUUGGCAAGAAGGAGAAGAAGGUGGGGUGGAACUCACAGCCAACCCGAGCAGUGAUCUUCGAAGACUGUGCUGUCCCUGUGGCCAACAGAAUUGGGAGCGAGGGGCAGGGCUUUCUCAUCGCCAUGAAAGGACUGAACGGCGGAAGGAUCAAUGUUGCAUCCUGCUCUCUUGGGGCUGCUCAUGCUUCAAUUCUCCUUACCCAAGAGCACCUCAAGGUCCGGAAGCAGUUUGGAGCGCCUCUAGCCAGAAACCAGUACCUGCAAUUCCAGUUAGCAGACAUGGCCACCAGGCUGGUUGCCUCUCGGAUGAUGAUCCGCAGGGCAGCAGUGGCUUUGCAGGAGGAGCGGGAAGACGCAGUGGUCCUGUGCUCCAUGGCCAAGCUCUUUGCUACAGAGGAAUGCUUUACUAUCUGUAACCAGGCUGUGCAGAUGCAUGGGGGUUAUGGCUACCUGAAGGAUUAUGCUGUCCAACAGUAUAUGAGGGACGCCAGGGUCCACCAAAUCCUAGAAGGUAGCAAUGAAGUAAUGAGGAUACUGAUCUCUCGGAGCCUGCUUCAGGACUAGCUCCCCAGCUGGAGACUCCAGCCUGGAGUUCAUGUGCAGCCACAAUCAGUGUUGAGUGCUCCUACAGGCCGUUCAGUUGCUAACGGAUCCUGCUAUACAUUGAAGGGCCGUGCUCGUCUGUUAGAGGACCUGAACGCUCAGCAGCAAUGCUGGCUCUGAGUGUGAUAGGAACAGGGUUGUCAGUAGAGCAGAAAGGGCCCUGAGGAGCCAUACCAGAAGAUCUGCCACCCUGCUUUCCUCGUUCUGGGAAGAAGCAGUCAGCACUGUGGCUUGGAUCCACAUGAUGUACGUUUUAUUAAUUCUUGACCUAGGGUCUGGGUACUUCAGUGAAGCGUUUCCUGAUUGCAGAGGCAGUGUGGGAGGCAAGGGCAGCGGACAGCCUGUCUCUUUCUGUUCUCUGUUCUGCACUGACAGUGUCUCAGGACAGCAAUCCUGAACUCAGAUCAUGAUGAAAUGAAUUAUCUGGGAACCUACUGCUAAGCUAUGAAUUGGGGUGCACACUCCUACCACGUAAUAAAUGUCAAGGACUAAGGUUAUUUGGAACAUUUGGAUUUUUAUAUGGGCUUUUAUUUCCUCUUUGGGGGCUGCUUAUUUUUUAAAUACUUUUAUUAGUACUUUGGUAAAUAAAAUCUACCUCUUUUCUCUGUCCUUCAACUAUAAAUUAAAACUAUACUUGAUUCAGUA